This is a messenger RNA of Penaeus vannamei (Pacific white shrimp), 858 nucleotides long. The record is from RefSeq and is a predicted model, not a curated record. NCBI's taxonomy places the organism in Eukaryota, Metazoa, Arthropoda, Malacostraca, Decapoda, Penaeidae.
AUGGCGGACGCUGCAAGACGGGUUGCGGGAGUUGCUGUCCUUUUAAAUGAAUUGGACGAUCCCAUUUUAGACGCUGCUUUAAUAGGUGCACUAGAAAAUGAAAUAUGGGGAGCAGAGGAACCAGCACAAAGAAGACAUAGAGUCCAGAAUCCAGUAAGAGUUGGAGCUUACGCAGAAAAUAUUGUACCCCUCUACAACGACCAGGAGUUCAAAUCUCACUUCAGAAUGCAUCGACCAACUUUCAUGGACUUGUGUCAGAUUCUUAGACCCCAUCUAUCCAAUAAGAUCCUGUCUGAAGAGAAGAUCCUGGCUACACUCUGGCUUUUGGGGAACCAAGAGUCAUUCAGAGGUGUUGGUGACCGAUUCAACUUGAGCAAAUCAUCACUACACAAAGUAUUUCUUGAAGUAGCAUGUGCACUGAAGUUAGUUAUGAAAAAUAUCAUUGUAUGGCCUGCAAGAGAUCAAAUUAAUGAAUUUACAGAACAAUUCUUUAGGAAAACUGGAUUUCCUGGUGUUGUCGGUGCUAUAGAUGGAACUCAUAUACAGAUUCCAGGUCCUAAAGAGAAUAGAGACUCAUAUGUAAACACAAGUUCAGCUGCAAGCAAUUUUCAUUUGCUUGGUGAUUCGGCUUAUCCUCUCUCACCAUUCAUGAUUGUCCCUUACAAGAAUACUGGUCAUCUCACACCUGAACAGAGAUCUUUUAAUAAAAUUCAUUCUUCUACUAGGGUUGUGAUCGAGAGAGCAUUUGGUUUACUAAGUGUAAAUUUCGAAGGGAAGUUACAAGACGUUUUUGAACCCGAGCCAGAGGUUAUAUAUGAAGGUGUUCCCGAAGUGGAAACUACUUUUCCUGAGCUUUAA